This is a messenger RNA of Solanum pennellii, 2649 nucleotides long. RefSeq names its product chloroplast sensor kinase, chloroplastic. NCBI's taxonomy places the organism in Eukaryota, Viridiplantae, Streptophyta, Magnoliopsida, Solanales, Solanaceae. The coding region runs from base 45 to 1922 and encodes 625 amino acids. The transcript is spliced from 10 exons. The record is from RefSeq and is a predicted model, not a curated record.
UCUCAAACAGAGCAUUCGCACAUUGAAAUCCGAUCACAAAGAAAAUGCUGCUCUCUGCAUUUCCUCCGCAGAAUCCAUUAUCCAAUUCCACCCCACCCCCUCACUACCCCCCUACCCUCAUCUUCUCCCCUGUUACCUUCUACAAAGCAGCUGUUAACGCUUCUUCCCAGAGGCUACCACUACUCACUCUCACCAACGCCGCCGCUACCUCCUCCACUACUCUCCGGCACGUCAGUGGCACGUGCUCCGAUGACGACGGAGACGGAAACGGAGACAGUAUGGUUACUUCGGCGUCAGCUGUCGCUGCGGCGAUACGAAAUGCCUCGACGUCACCGGUGGAGUUCGUUCAGACGAUUGAAAAGGAUGAUGGUAAAAAUAGAGGUUUGGUGCUACCGAGUGUUGAUUUUCAGAGACUUUGCCUUGAACAAUUGGAGCUGUUUCGCCGUAUUGUUCAUCCCGACUCUGUUCUUUCCCAUUGGGAAUGCUGGCCACCAUCAAAAACACGUUACAAAGUUUAUGUAAGACCAGCUGGAAGCUAUGUAAUGGACCGCCUAGAGUUGCAGCGGAUUAUUUUACAUCCAUGUGUUAAUGAGAUUGAUCUAGUGAUUCUAAUUGGUAACUUUAGCAUUCCAGCAGGCUUAAGAAUUGCCGAAGCAGCUCUUUCGAGGCAAGAGGCAGAGUUACUUCCCGAGCUUGGAGCAGUGGUGUUCCCCAUGUUGAAACACCCAUUUAUUGUUGGAUUUUUGGUUGUGGAACUCCCAAGAACUACAUGGGAUAAGGGAGGGCUCAAUGUUAAAGGAUGGCCUGCCCAGGAGGAAACUUUUCCUAUACCUCCUAGCACAGAUUUGAAAUCAUUGAAUAUCAAAACUUCAAGUGACCACUCCUUUGAGAUGUUAAAAUUUACAGCUGAGCAAAGAUUAAAUGCAAUAAAUAUUUCUCGUUCACUUGCAAUGGCUUAUGUCAUGGAUCAGAAAUCAAUUUUGCUCCAACAGUCGACCUGGCAAAAUAAUAUCAGGAUGAGCAACUUGGUUGAGCAAAUUCGGGGUUCUCUUUCCAGUAUUCGAACUUUGAGUAAGAUGUUAUCUGUUCAGAUUAGAAAGAGUGAGAUUUCGUAUGACAUUGUUCAAGACAUUUUGGAGCAAGGUGAUUGCUUGAGUGAUACUCUUAAGGGACUCCAGGAUGCUGUUUCCUUAACAAAGGCGAAUAUAAUGCGCUAUAGUGAAGAAACAUUGAAAAGGAUGCCUAAAUCAACUCAUCCUGAUCAUGAGUCAGUGAGGUCACAGUUAUCGGACAACUUGUCUCAGAAGCUAGAAUCUGUCUUCUCAAAAUCCAAGGAUCUAGAAAUGCCAAUGCCACCUAUUGCUCUUGCACCUUUACGCCAGGAAGGAAUCAGAGCAUGCAAUGUUUCUGAUGUACUGGUGGAUUUGGUGGGAGCAGUGGCACCUUUGGCACACGAGCAGAGGAGAGCUGUUUUACUUUCUGAGGUUCCAAGAUCUUUACAGGUACCAAUUGAAGAGCCUGCUUUACGCCAGGCUUUGGGUAAUUUGAUCGAGGGUGCUUUAUUGCGUAUACAAGCUGGUGGGAAGGUUGAAAUCAUUGCCACUGGAGCACCUGCAGGGGGUUCUCUUGUUAUAAUUGACGAUGAUGGCCUUGAUAUGCACUAUAUGACACAGAUGCACUCUCUAGCACCUUUUGGGGCAGACUUAUUUUCUGAAGAUAGGGUAGAGGACAACAUGACAUGGAACUUUGUGGCUGGACUAACUGUUUCUCGAGAAAUACUGGAGAGUUAUGGAUGUGUUGUGCGGGUGAUCUCACCAAGAGUAACAGAUGCUGCAAUUGGAACCGGAGGAACCCGUAUAGAACUCUGGUUUCCCUCUUUUUCUGCUUCAUCUGUUGUAGAUGGCCCUUCUCACGAGGCUUAACAAAGAUUGAGGAUUCCACUGUCAUUUUUAUCUAGUUUUUAGAAGGCCAAAAACAUACAACAAAUUCCUGCUUAAUCCUUUGCAGAUCCUGAGAUGGAAAAUUUGAAAGACGAUCUACUUUAAAGAUUCAUCUAGUGACACAAAUCUGCCAAAUGACUAAUUUCUAUCCUACUGGGAUUGUGAACAAAUUGAAGGUAUAGCUAAUAAUACCAGGAGGAUGGAUGCUGCAGGAAAAUUUAGGCAAUCCUUCUUUUGGCUUCGUCUAACACUUCCUCUUGCUGGUCAAGCCUUCUUCAGAAAAACAAUGGUAGAGGACGACUGUAUAUACUUUAGCAUAGUAGUUAUUUCCAUAUAUCAGUUUAUUAUCCAUUGUGAUGCCAAAAAAAUAUUGUGAUUGACUGUAUAAAUCAGCGUAUCUCUACAGAUGGUCCAGCUCGAACUAUUUUCUUUGCUGGGACUUUUAUUGGACAGAAUCUAGCCGAAGAGUAAACACACAAGCUCACUUUUGAGUCUUAGUUGCCACAAGUUCCCGAAAUCCCUUCCCUGCUGCUAUGUUCUCUAGAAAUGUUGGGUAUCAGAGAAAAUAUAUCAAUGCCUUCCAUGUAAAUUUUAAAUGGCAAAAGCUUCUUUAUCAGCUUAUUCUGUUUUUUCUAAUUUAUUUUUUAGAUAUGUAAUAUAAGUUAUUUUGGGAACGACUCAUAUAUUUGCUUCUAUGCUUUUGACUUUA